UUCCUCCUCUCUCUCUCUCUCUCUCUCUCUCUCUCUCUCUCCAUCGCCAUGGACGCUCUCUUAGCGAGCUACGCCUCCGACGAGGACGAUGAAGGAGAGCACGAACCCAAGCGAGAAGAUGAUAAAAAACCCUCCUUUUCUCUCCCCCCUCCCAAAUCCUCUUCUUCUCUCUUCUCCUCUCUCGCCCCACCCAAAUCACUACCACCCCCCACCUCCUCCCCCAACCCCACAAACCCUAAUCCCCGAUCGUCCCAGCCUAAUUCCAUCCGAACCCUAAAUCCGGAACCUUCCAAGCCCCAAGCUCGCAUCUUUUCCUCCCUCCCGCCGCCCAAAACCUCGUCUUCUUCCUCGCUCUUCUCCUCCCUGCCACCUCCCAAAUCGAAGGAGUCCUCGAAUCCUCUCUCCUUGGACUUUAACCCUAAGAAGGUGGUGCGCUUUACCCCGCCUGUAAACCCUAGGAGGGAUUUGGACGACGAGGAUGAUGAGGACGAGGUGCGUAAGAGGAAACCCGCUAACGAUUCUUCUUCUACUGUGGGAUCAAAGAAGAACCUUUCUUCUAUGCUCCCCGCGCCAAAGAACUCUCUUUGCUUGGCUCCUUCCGCCGCCUCUUCCAUCGCCUCACGGAGAUCCGCUGUGGAAGCCGAAUCGGCAGCAGUUAGUGUCAAAGAGCUCGAAUCGGAGCAAGAAGGGAGCGGCUUCGAGGGCUACGGGGGUUACAGUAGCAGUUGGGUUGGUGCUUCUGCAGAAGCCGAAGCAGCAGAGACGAUAGCUUAUGAGAGCUAUGGGGCUUAUAAUGGCGGCUGGGUUAGUGACCCAACCGCUUCUGCGGAAGGCGGUGCAGAGGGGGCGAUGGCUUCGGGCUUUUCGAGCAGUAGUUACGGGUCCGCAGAUGCGUCUCAGUGGGAGCAGAGUUAUGGGAGUGGAGUGGAUUACGGUGGGGGUUACGAGGGGAGUUGGUCGGACGGAUCGAUUGAUAGGGGGGCGUCAGUGGUCGCCGAUGUGGGAAUGAGUAAGGGAAAGAGAGGGAGGAAUGAGAUGCCGAUAGAGAUUGUGGAGGUGAAGCAGGAGGAGUUGGUGAAGAACCGGCCGAGGGAGGAUCAGGCUAAGCUGACGGGGAUCGCCUUCGGACCAUCAUAUCAGCCGGUUUCUUCUGCCAAGGGAAAGCCCUCGAAACUGCAGAAACGAAAGCAUCAGAUUGGCUCCUUAUACUUCGACAUGAAGCAGAAGGAGAUGGAACUUUCCGAGCGCCGUGCUCGCGGCUUUCUAACCAAGGCAGAGACACAAGCCAAGUAUGGUUGGUGAUCAAACAUGAAAAACUAUGGCAUUUUAUACUUUGUUAGCGCGAAGAGAAACAGUUUUAUAAUGUGUAAUUUUCCGUUUAUCAUUUUUUUUUCUUGUUAUGCUAGCUUGACUUGUAAAACAAUUUUAUGAUGGACUAAUCCUUUAGACAUGGCAUGACUUCUGUCACUUUCUUUC
This is a messenger RNA of Ananas comosus (pineapple), 1476 nucleotides long. RefSeq names its product cell wall protein RBR3. Gene Ontology annotation, cellular component: nucleus. NCBI's taxonomy places the organism in Eukaryota, Viridiplantae, Streptophyta, Magnoliopsida, Poales, Bromeliaceae. The record is from RefSeq and is a predicted model, not a curated record. Bases 49 to 1302 code for a protein of 417 amino acids. The transcript has 2 exons.